This is a messenger RNA of Exophiala oligosperma, 1467 nucleotides long. RefSeq lists its product as uncharacterized. The record is from RefSeq and is a predicted model, not a curated record. NCBI's taxonomy places the organism in Eukaryota, Fungi, Ascomycota, Eurotiomycetes, Chaetothyriales, Herpotrichiellaceae. The transcript is spliced from 13 exons. Gene Ontology annotation, cellular component: membrane. Gene Ontology annotation, molecular function: transmembrane transporter activity. Gene Ontology annotation, biological process: transmembrane transport. The coding region runs from base 1 to 1467 and encodes 488 amino acids.
AUGAGGCAAAGCACCUUGCAAAUGAAAAAACAGUUUGGAACCUUGGCCACGCUCGGGAUCGCCUUCGCCAUUCUGAACUCAUGGGUUGCCGAAGCUGGGAGUAUGUUGGCUCCCAUUGCAUUGGGCGGGCCCGUGACCAUCGUCUGGGGUUGCGUGGCAGCAGCCAUCUUUACUACUGUCUUAUGCCUCGGUGUGGCCGAGUUGGCAUCCGCAUUUCCAGGAGCAGGGGGGCCAUACCAUUACACUUAUGUCCUCGCCAGCGAGGCUCACCGCAAGUUCUUGAGUUUCGUCGUUGGCUGGAGCAACCUCAUUGCUUGGUGGUUUAUCAUUAGUUCUGCGGCUCUGUUUCUGGCAUCCUUCGUGGUAGGAAUGGCGAUUUUGACACAUCCCGACUAUGUAGCCAAAGCAUGGCAGGUCUGGCUGGUAUAUGUGGCCAUCAUUGUCGUCGCUACGAUCAUCGUGAUCGGGGGCAACGAUAUCAUGUCAUUUUUGACAUCGAUGUCUUUAUACUGGAGUCUCGGCUGCUUCUUCAUCUGUUUCAUUACAGCCGUGGCCAUGCAUGCGGGUGAACCCUACCGGAAUGCCAGUUUCGUUUUCGGGAAUUUCUCGAAUGAGUCCGGAUGGAGCAGUAGCGGCACGGCCUUUGUCAUAGGAUGGAUGCUUUCUACCUACAAUUUCCUAGGAAUCGAUGCAGCGACGCAUCUCUCAGAAGAAAUGCCGCAUCCCGAGAUAGAAGUCCCUCGGGCCAUGGUUGGCGCCAUCGCCACGGGCUUAGUCACAGCAUUUCUCUUCCUCAUCGCACUAUUGUUCUGUAUCACUGAUAUAAAUGAAAUCGUGACAAGCCCGACGGGUGUUCCAAUAUUGGCCAUCUUCUACCAGGCAACUGGGAGUAAAGCGGCCGCCAUCGCAUUGACAUGUCUGAUCUUUGUGAGCAUCAUGUUUUCCGAACUUGCUGGGAUCCUCGUCGCUGGUCGCACAGCGUGGGCCUUUGCUCGAGACAAUGGUUUGCCCUUUUCGAAAUAUUUUAGUGAACUGAAUGAGACGGUCAAGUCACCAGUCAGGGCGACGUUGCUCUCCUCAUUCCUCGCCAUUGCUUACGGCGCCAUCUACAUCGGCUCGGUGGUGGCGUUUCAGUCCAUCGUCGGCUCCAGCAUCAUUAUGCUGUUCACCACAUAUGCCGUCCCACAAGCCAUUCUAGCCACUCGUGGCCGCCACCUACUCCCAGCCCGGCCAUUCAAGUUGGGGAAAAUCGGCUGGGCGUUGAAUGCACUCGCACCUUUCUUGGUCAUCUUUUGCACAGUUAUUUUGUGCUUUCCAGUCACUCUUCCCGUCACUGUUGGAACAAUGAACUAUCUCUCCGUCAUUGUGGUUGGAUGCUGGGUCUUGAUCGUCUGCUUCUAUUUCAUUGCGAAAAGGGGACAUUACCUGGGCCCGGUGCUUGAGAUGCCCAGCGACAUGCAUAAUUAA